Messenger RNA from Neurospora tetraspora, 3146 nucleotides. Its product is annotated as ATP-dependent RNA helicase dbp-10. Gene Ontology annotation, cellular component: nucleus. The transcript is spliced from 2 exons. The record is from RefSeq and is a predicted model, not a curated record. NCBI's taxonomy places the organism in Eukaryota, Fungi, Ascomycota, Sordariomycetes, Sordariales, Sordariaceae. Gene Ontology annotation, molecular function: ATP binding; RNA helicase activity; RNA binding. Bases 153 to 2951 code for a protein of 932 amino acids.
GCGUCACAUCGGCCCCACUAAAAAGUCGACCAUCCAAAAUUUACGGGUGACGGGCAGGCAUUGAUCGCUACAACCUACAACCCCGUCCGUCUUUGCAUCUUCAGUUUGGCGACUUUGUGCUGCAAUUGACAGCAACACAACCUUCGCCCAUCAUGCCUAGACGCGCGGCGUCCCCCACACCGUCCGAGAACGAGGUCGACAUUGCCGGUGCUUUGUUCAACGACGACAGCGACUUCGAAGACAACAGCAGCAAGCACCACACCAAGAAGGGAGCCGUUACGAACAGCGGUCUCGAGCUCGACUUCAACGAUCUUCUCGGUAACGGCGAUGAUGGACUACCUAGCUUUAACGGCGAGGGCGAUGAUGACGAGGCCUUUAUCGCUUCGCUCACACGGAGCUCGCAAAGAAAGUCCUCCAAUAUUCAGGGCAAAUCAGUCAAAAAGGGUGGAGGCUUCCAGGCAAUGGGUCUAAACGCCCAUCUCCUCCGAGCGAUUACCAGAAAAGGCUUCUCCGUCCCGACACCCAUUCAGCGCAAAGCGAUUCCCCUGGUCUUGGAGAGAAAGGAUGUGGUGGGCAUGGCCAGAACCGGUUCCGGAAAGACUGCAGCAUUCGUCAUCCCCAUGAUUGAGAGGCUGAAGGGGCACAGUCCGCGUGUUGGCGCGAGGGCGCUCAUCAUGUCCCCCUCGCGUGAACUUGCGUUGCAGACCCUCAAGGUCGUCAAGGAACUCGGCAGAGGUACCGAUCUGAAGACCGUAUUGCUCGUCGGUGGUGACAGCCUGGAAGAGCAGUUCGGUAUGAUGGCGUCCAACCCCGAUAUUAUCAUCGCCACACCCGGUCGUUUCCUUCAUCUCAAGGUUGAAAUGAAUCUGUCCUUGGCCUCCAUCAAAUACGUCGUCUUCGAUGAAGCCGAUCGCCUCUUCGAAAUGGGUUUCGCUACCGAGCUGUCCGAAAUUCUCCACGCCCUCCCUCCUUCCAGACAGACGCUUCUUUUCUCCGCGACACUCCCAUCGUCCUUGGUCGAAUUCGCCAGAGCCGGUCUCCAAGAGCCAAGCCUCGUCAGAUUGGAUGCCGAAACCAAGGUGUCACCCGAUCUCGAGAGUGCUUUCUUCGCAGUAAAGGGCGGCGAGAAGGAGGGUGCCCUUCUUCAUAUUCUCCACGACGUCAUCAAGAUUCCCCUGGGUCCGCCCGAGGGCACAAAGGAAGAGAGUGACGAAUUGCAGUCGAGGAAAAGGAAACGCGAGUAUAGACCCAAUCCCAAGGAGAAGCCGACGGAAUACUCGACCAUUGUCUUCACAGCAACGAAACAUCACGUCGAGUACAUUGUGAACCUCUUGAAGCUUGCAGGCUUUGCCGUGUCCUACGUUUACGGCUCACUCGACCAGACGGCCCGUUUGAUCCAAGUCGACAAUUUCCGUAGGGGAAGAACACACAUCCUCGUGGUCACCGAUGUCGCCGCCCGUGGUAUCGAUAUGCCUGCUCUCGCCAACGUCAUCAACUACGAUUUCCCAUCUCAGCCCAAGAUCUUUGUCCAUCGUGUUGGUCGUACAGCUCGUGCGGGUCAGCGUGGUUGGGCUUAUGGUUUGGUCCGUCAGUCAGACCUUCCAUAUCUACUUGAUCUACAGCUCUUCCUGGGAAGGAAACUUAUCAUCGGCCACGACCAAAAGAACCCUUCCUUUGCGGCAGAUGUCGUAGUCGGAACACUAAAGAGAGAUGGAGUGGAUGUUAGCAUUGAGUGGGUUGAGAAGACGCUCAAGGAGAGUGCUGAUCUCAAUGCGCUGAAGGGUGUUGCCGCAAAGGCCGAGAAGCUCUACAUGAAGACGAGGAAUUCUGCCUCGAGCCAGAGCGCAAAGAGAGCCCGCGAGGUUGCGCAGUCCAGGGGCUGGACACAGCUCCAUCCUUUGUUUGGAGAGGAAGCCGCUGAAGCCCAGGCAGCUCGUGAUGAUCUUCUCAGCAGGAUAAACCGCUUCAAGCCUCAGGAAACCAUUUUCGAACUUGGCCCUAAGGGCAAGUCUAGCCGUAACAAGGCCGCGGAAGUUGUACGAAAUAUGCGUUCCAGAUUCAAGGAGCGCAAGACUACUAACGACGAGGAUGAUGAGGACGUGGACAUGGAAGAUGCCGAGGGUAAGCCUGAUGGCGAGGAGACCAACGCGUUCGAAGACUUUGAGGAUGAGGAAGAGGCGGAAGAGGCGGAAGACAAAGAGGAGGACAAGGAAGACCCAUAUGCCGACGACUCGGAUUCCGAGAUGGAGGUCACAGUAUCCAGCAGCAUGCAUACGAAGAAGAAGGGUGGCCCGGUCAACUUCCAAGAUCCCGAGAUCUUCAUGUCCUACACGCCCCGCACCACCAGCCUCGCGGAGGAGAAGGCUUACGGUGUUCACUCGGGCGGCUACAGCGGCAACAGCUUCGUCGAGGCCGCUCGCGACGUUACCAUGGACCUGACCAACGACGAAAGUGCCAAGAACUUCGGUGUGCCCACGAAAUCCAAGAUGCGUUGGGACAAGCGCCACAGCAAGUACGUGGCGGUCGCCAACGACGAGGACGGCUCCAAGGGCGCCAAGAUGAUUCGCGGCGAGUCCGGUGUCAAGAUUGCCGCCUCGUUCAAGAGCGGCCGCUUCGACCGCUGGCGCAAGGACAACCGUCUCGGCAAGUUGCCGACGAUCGGCGAGACGGAGAAGUCGCAGCUCAUCCGCAACUUUGGCGGCCAACCUGGCCAGCCGCGGUACAAGCACAAGAUGGAGAAGGCGCCCAAGGAUGCGGAUAAGUUCAGAGAUGAUUACCACGUCCGCAAGAAGCGCGUUGCCGAGGCCAAGGAGAAGAGAAUCGGCAAGUACAAGGAUGGUGAGGGUAGCAAGAGGGAGCUCAAGACUGCUACGGAUAUCCGCAAGGCGAGGGCGGUCGCGGAGAAGAAGCGGGAGAAGAACGCUAGGCCGGCUAAGAGGCAGAAGAGGUGAAGCGGUUGUUAAAUUAAUACCAAGGGACGGUUUGUUUCAGCAGCAGCAAGUAGCACUAGCUAGCACAAUUGGUUAUCAGUUUCAGGCUCUAUCUUCAUGACGAUCUGAAUAUUCGAACGUCAGGGAUUCGUUGCAUACUUUACCCUAACCCUGAGCGUCCAACAAUUCAUCGGGCCUAUCGAUGCGUCUCACACC